Corylus avellana is the source of this 1582-nucleotide messenger RNA. RefSeq names its product C2H2-like zinc finger protein. Lineage: Eukaryota; Viridiplantae; Streptophyta; Magnoliopsida; Fagales; Betulaceae. The record is from RefSeq and is a predicted model, not a curated record.
CCCACCACUCCACCCGCUUUGCCCGCCUCCUUAUUACUUCGUCUCGGAUCCCUCUCCAUUACACCACGCCCAGCUUUCGAGAGACCACCUCUCUAGCUUUACUUCUCUUCGAUCUAUUUCCUUCUUUUUCUUCUUUUAUGGCACUCUUCACUUUCUUACCGGAGCCGUCGUCUGAUCAGCCCAAAAAACAACAAUCCAGACGCAAGCGAAUGCCUCAGAAGAAUCCGUCAUCUUCAUGGGACCAAGUCAAGAACCUCCUCACCUGCAAGCAGAUCGAAGGGUCACAAGUGCAUGACCCCUCAAAAAACGCCGCGGUUGGGUACUCGAAGCUAGGGUCUUCUUGCAGCUCCAUAUGUAGCUUCAGGGACGUGGUUCAUGGUAACACCAGGGUUGUUCACAGAGCUGACAACUCGCCUGAGAGUAGUUCGGUGGGUCAGGAAACCGGGAUUCUGAGUCGGAAACCGGUCACCAGGUCCUCAACUCGGUCUAUUUCAAGAUCCGGCGUUGGAGCAACAUGCACGCCUUCCUCGAAAGCAAUGCAAUUCCGCAAGCUUUCUGGGUGUUAUGAGUGUCGCAUGAUCGUUGACCCCAGCAGGUACCCAACUCCAAGGACCACCAUUUGUGCUUGCCCUCAGUGCGGAGAGGUCUUUCCGAAGAUUGAAAGCUUGGAGCUUCACCAAGCAGUUCGUCAUGCAGUGUCUGAGCUGGGACCUGACGAUUCGGGUCGAAAUAUCGUGGAGAUCAUCUUCAAGUCAAGCUGGCUCAAGAAGGACAGCCCCAUCUGCAAGAUCGAACGGAUACUGAAGGUCCACAACACCCAACGCACUAUCCAACGGUUCGAGGACUGCCGAGACGCGGUCAAGACCCGUGCUCUCAACAGCACCAGAAAAAACCCCCGAUGCGCAGCUGACGGUAACGAACUCCUUCGGUUCUACUGCACUAACCUGACGUGCGCGCUCGGCGCGCGUGGCUCUUCCAGUCUGUGCGGGUCCGUACCGGCCUGCGGUGUGUGCACCAGCAUCAGGCACGGGUUUCAAGGCAAGGGUGGUGAUUGCAAGGGAGUGCGGACCACUGCCAGCAGCGGUAGGGCCCACGACUCGCUUCGCUGCACAGACGGUCGUAGGGCUAUGCUGGUGUGCCGUGUGAUUGCUGGGAGAGUGAGGCGCAGCGCGGACGAUGCGCCUGCGGAGGAGGAUAGCGUGUCGGCUGGCUCGUACGACUCCGUAGCCGGCUGCGCAGGGAUCUACUCGAAUCUCGAGGAGCUUAUCGUUUUUAAUCCGAGGGCUAUCCUUCCCUGUUUCGUGGUGAUUUACAAAGCUCUAGAGUCUUGUUGAUUAAGCCUUUGUACUAUCAGAAUCACGUGGCUUAUCGGACGGUCAUUCAAGCUUGCUGACCUUAUGUUUGUAUAUAAAUUCAUUUUUUUUUAUUGCUUGUCAUGUAAUAGAUAUUUUUGGGCUUUUUUUUUUUUGAUGUAGAGGUCGGUCUUUUUGGUUUAAUGGUCUAUAAAGACUCUAAGCUCAACUGCUCCACUACAUGCGUGUUUAUUAAUUUAUUUUAUUAGUUAGACAAGUAUUCAGUCACA